UAUGGAUCCACGUGCGGCCCUGACUCCCUGGACGGCUCUGCCCCUGAUGUCGCCGGCCCUGAGGUCAGCCCUGUCGGCUAUGACACACCACCGACCCGCUCACAGGCUCUCCCUCGUCGACAUCUUCCAGCUCCUCGUCGAGCGGCUGAAUGGGCAAGACCGGCUCAAUUACACGGCGACCAUCCGCGCGCUCUACGAGGAGGUGCUGGGACCCCCCCAGCCUCCCCCUCAGCCUCCGGACCCGGCCAGGCGACGCAACCGGUCCUACUCGGCGCUGGAACCGAAGACCUCCUCCUCCUCCAGCAGAAGGUUGACGUCGCACAGCUGGAGUUCGGCGAGGAGGGCGACGAGCGUUGAGGACUUGUCCAACCUCAACAUUCCACAUAAACAAGCUAUAAGCCAUGUGAAUCCCAUACUCGUAUCCAACUCCCCUUCAGUAAACAUCCUGCAGACACCAAAAGGACGUGCAGUCAUUAGGAUGGGAAGCAUACAAGAUGUCUCACUGCUGAAUCACUCGUCAUUAUCCUCCUCAGAUAGGAUGGCUGAUGAUGGGCAGAUAAUAAAUGUGAGCUUAAGGAGGAAUCUGCUGCAGUCAAAACUACAGUUCCACUCUAUUGACAAUUUAAGUCCAGCCAAAGAGAACAUCCAACCGAGGUCUUUAGAUGGAAGCAGACUUUUCAGAGGAGGCGGUACCAUGAACCCCAUCCAGGAAGUGUCUCCCAUUAAGUCACCACCAACAAAGUCUCUCCUGGAGACCUCGGGCUGCCAGACUCUCUCCGAAGACCUAACACAUCCAAAGAUCUCAGACUUUAGAUUGUCACCCUCGAAGGAUGCUAGGUUAGGCAUCACCGUUGGGAGAAGUGCAACAGUUGCUGGUGAUAUGAAGGGUCCUGGAAUGGACUUAGGCAAUGGACCUCGAGUGCAAAAGAGGGUACCACCGAAAAAGCCUCCCAGAGCGAGAGCAAUGUCUGUUGAUAACUUGCUAAAUGCCGAGGCUGAAAUGCGCCAAGUGAAACAGGAGGAAAUUCCCAAAAAGAGGAGGAUGGUGACACGAACUCCUUCACGUCUGUAUCGUUUUGCCGACCCAUCUGCUUUGGUCAGUCAUGGUACUGUUGAUGGUAGAGGACCAGCCAUCUUGGGUCCAGAGUUUGUCGUUCGAAGCAAAGAGCCGGUGAAAAUGCUUUCCCUGUUGCAUGGUUCGCAAACACAGAGAAGUGUGGUGAAAAAGGUAACUGUGGUGUUGUUGACUGGAAGCCGUGUCGAGUUAAGCUGUGAUCCUUCUGUUACACGUGUCAACCAUGUACUGCAGGCUGUAUUAGAGGAGGAAUCCAUUGCCCUUGCCCACUUGUUGGGUCUUGCAGUGUUGGGUGGAGGUGAAUUUCACUUUGUGGCCCCACAGACAAAGCUGCAUAAGGUUGCUCCUCCUGGCUGGAAAGAACGCCAUCCAACAAAGGAUGGACUGAUCCAGGAUAAUUUUACACUUCAUUUGAGAAUUAUGUAUUAUUUAAAGUUUAGCCAUGUGGAUGAGAUGGAUGCCCCGUCGAGGCAGUUGUUAUACCUUCAACUGCGACAUGACCUGUUGGAGAGUCGCUUGCCCUUGUCAGCUGAGUUGUUACUGCAGCUGGCAUCACUUGCUCUACAGGCUGAAUUUGGUGACCAAAGACAUCAGGAUGCAGGCUACUUCCUUCCUGAGCACUAUGUCCCGGAGCCCCUCCUCCGUAGCAGGCAAGCAGUACACUUAACAGAAGAGCUUCAUAAACGCCACUCAACUUUGACUGGUUUGCUUUAUACAGUUGCUCAGACACGCUUCAUUAGCCUCAUUCAAGAUAGCCAGCAUUAUGGAACCCAUUAUUAUCAUGUGACACAGGACAAGGGGCGACAACAGUUGUGGCUGGGCAUAGGCCGAGAAGGAGUGCUUGUGUUAGGAACAGGCCCUCCCUCUCUAGAGGCAGUAUGCAGAGCUACGAUCUACGGCUGGCCUUCCAUCAAGAGACUUUCAUAUGCUUCGCACCGACUCACACUUACACUCCGUUCCCAGGAGAAGGCCAAAAUUAAGUUUAAUUUGCAGGAAAACAGGAGCCGCCACGUGUUCUACCUGGCCACGGUGCACAAGAGCUUCCAUCGUGAGACGUCGGCGACGCCGGUGGACCUGCCCCCUCCCGUGGGCCUCCACCUGGUUAACGCGGCUGUUGCAGGAGCUCAGGGCGCCGCCCCUCCCGCUGAGCUGCUGUCGGCCCUGCACGCGCGCGCCCCCAGCAGCGCGUCCUCGGCCACGACCACCGCCAGGACCAGCCUCUCCUCGGCGGGCACGGCCGACGAGAUCCCUGGCGUCGGCGGCAGAUUGGGCGAGGGCGGAGCGCAAGGCGAGGGCGUUCGGGGAGAGUCCGAACGAGCCCCUGGCCCGCCCUCUUGGCCUGGCGGGGAUACGGGCGUAGCGGCCAAGUCCUCGGAGGGCCUGUCCCGGGCCAACUUCCUGUCGGAGAUCCUGUGGCGCGGCGGCGGAGACGAGUCCGACGAGGUGUUUUCCCUGGAGAACCUCGAGAACGAGCAGCAGUGGAAGCAGAGGGAGCGUCAGAAGCAGCAGAGCCAGCAGGAGCAGAAGCUGGACGAGAAGCCAGCGGACGCCACGCCCGACGGCGACGCCAGCGCGGAGAAGAAGGCGUCUCCGCACCGCGUGUUCCACCAAAGGUCGAAGAGCAACAUCGAGAGCGGGAGCGUCGGCAGUAGCGGCGCGGGCGGCGCGGGCGGAAUCGCAGGCGGCAGAGCGGAGCUGUCGCGCGAGUUCGGGAGCGACGAAUCCUUGCUGUCGUCGCCCAAGAAGGGCCAGACAGUGAGGAUGGGCACCCGCGUGUCCGCCGCGGCACUACAGAAGCGUCGUCUGCGAAGUCUGGAGGGCCUGGCACAGCUGCCGAGCCUGGAGGAGCUCAACACCACGCCCCGGGCCAUUGUUGUUG
Molecule: messenger RNA, 2954 nt
Organism: Penaeus vannamei (Pacific white shrimp)
Lineage: Eukaryota; Metazoa; Arthropoda; Malacostraca; Decapoda; Penaeidae
Source: RefSeq, a predicted model, not a curated record